Messenger RNA from Physella acuta, 3161 nucleotides. RefSeq lists its product as uncharacterized. Gene Ontology annotation, biological process: protein phosphorylation; mitotic DNA damage checkpoint signaling. The record is from RefSeq and is a predicted model, not a curated record. Gene Ontology annotation, molecular function: protein serine/threonine kinase activity; ATP binding. NCBI's taxonomy places the organism in Eukaryota, Metazoa, Mollusca, Gastropoda, Physidae. Gene Ontology annotation, cellular component: cytoplasm; nucleus.
UCAAAAAUCUAUUAAUAGUGUAUAGAGUUAUUUCCUGGUAGAGUUGGAAUCCAUUGUUGUUGAAAGUAGUCUUGAUCGCAAGAUCUAAACUCUAGAUCUUACUCUGAGGCCCUAUUACUUACCUAAUUACGCAACAAGGCUUAGAUCUAAUAUUAUUAACUUAUUAAGUAAUUGCAGAGAAAAUAAUGACUUUAUUUCAUUAUUUAUUUCCAAAUGGAUAGCUUUAAUAUGGCACAGUUUAAAGGACAAGCAAGAAUCACAACUGCCACAGGCGAGCAUGUACCUUCAGCUGUGGCAAUAGGCAUUGGAAAUAGAUCUGACUUUGUAGUACAUCAGAAUGAUUUGGAACCUUCGAAGCAUUACAAAUUUCGAGAGAGUGAUGACUAUGAUGGCAUUGUGGUUAACAGAUCAAAACAUGCAGGGAAGAGAAUUGACAGUUCUGGAUGCAUUAAAAACUAUGACAAUUGUGACGCAACAAUCAUAUGGCAUGAUAAGGAUGAAGCUCUUGUGAUUGAUAAGAAAGAUAUAAAAAAGAAAAAGGUUUACCACGUUUAUGCUGAAGAAAGCCCUUCACCAAUAGAACAAAUUGGUGUGCAACCAAAACAAGCCCUUAAACGUUCUAACACUGAUGAGCUAGAAGAGGAGAAUUUUACACACACAAUUGUCCAAACGAACCCAGUCAAUAAAGGAGUAAAAAAGUUUCAAGUCCAUGAACUUAUGGAUAAGAUCAACAGGAAAGAACAAGUUGGUCCAACACAAAUUGUUUUAGACUCUGAGCUGUUUUCUGGCUUUGAAAACCUUACAGUUUGUGAUAAUCAUUCAAAUAGUGGGAGUUUUGGAGAAGUAACUAAAGUUUAUGAUUUAAAAAGUCAACAUAAUUUAAUGAAGAAAAAGAUUAAAGAGAAACUUGAACCAAAUGAAAUUGAAAUUCCAAUGGAGUUCCCACAGUCUAAACACUUAGCAAGAAUAGCUGGGAUUUGGUUUGAUGGUGUGCAUACUCAGAUCAUCCAAGAGGAUGCAGGUUUCUCUUUGAGACGAUUAAUUGCUGACCAAAACUUUUUAAAAUCCCUUGAGAAACCAGAAAAGUUAGAAAAAAUUAUGAUGGAUAUUUACAGUGGACUUAGCCUACUGGCAUGUCAUGGCAUUACUCACUGUGACAUCAAACCUGAAAAUAUUUGCAUUAAAUUUAAUCAAGAUGAUUCAUGCACUGCAAAGCUCAUAGAUUUUGGUUCAAGUAAAACUCAGAAGGAUCGAAUGACAUUUAGAGGUUUAACACCAGAAUACCUGCCUCCAUCAAUUAAUAGUUUUCUACACAAUGUUUAUCUUUUCCAAAAGAAACAGCUACGAGCCAUCCCCUCACCCUAUCCAAGACUGUGUGGUAAGGACGAUGUAUGGGCUGCUGGUAUGGUGGCGGUUUUCCUUAUUAAAGGUGUACACCCUACAAUCAAAUUUUUUACUGGUCUCCCUGAUUAUCCAAGCCAAGGAAAUGUUGAAGACUUGCGGUAUAAGACCAUGGAAAAUAUUGGAAAAAUGACAGAUCCUUUACCAGAAUACUUUUUUGCUGCUACUCAGUCUGUCAUCUCAGAGCUUUUGCAUCACGUGCUUGUUGUUGACCAGAAUAUGAGAUGGACUGCUGAAAGAGCAAUCUCAUUUUUAAGAGAAAAACUGAGAAGUGAGCCACAUUCUAAGAAGUUUAAAUCAGAUUUGCUGAUUGAGCCAGUAGUUGUCAAGAGAGAAAACUCUUGUGAAGAUGUUGAUAUAAAAAAGUGUAAAGGCAUCAGCAAGCCUCAUCUUCCUGUUAAUCGGAAUCCCUCAGAAGACAAUGCUGUUGGGCUUACAUUUGGUACUGCUUUUAAACUGAAGACAGUUGCUGUGGAAUCAGUGGCAGCUUUAAAGUGUCAACCCACAGAAAAGUCACCUGUAAUGCCUUUCUCAAAGUCUAAAUGCUGGGCCAGUCCAGAAAAUCAGCAACUUACAGAGGAUAUGGAAUAUGAUCAGUUAGUUAAAUCAUUUAGUGAGAAGCUACCAAUGCAUAAAGAAGGAAAGCUACCAAUGCAUAAAGAAGAAAGUUUUGAUCCUAAUGCCAAACAGAUUGUAGAGGAGCAUAAUGUUUUUUUUGGGGUACAUAAAAAGGUUACAGACAUUUCAUUUGUUCACAAGGAACAGAGUUCUUUCAUUCUUGGAACUUCUCCUUUCCUGCCUAAAUUUGCUCCUAUAGUUUCCAGGGAAGUUUACAAAUUUACAGGUAAAAGUAGCCAGUUUCUAAACACGACUAUUCCUGAACCCCAUUUUGAUCAAGCAACUGGAAAUAUUCCAAACAUGGGUGCUUUAUUCGAUGACUUGAUUAAAAAGUAAUAUAAGGAAAGUACAAUACAAUAUGUUACAUGAAAUGUAACAUCAUUAAAAUUGUUUAAUUUUCUCAUUUAUUAUUGAUGAUUAGAUUUCUAUCUCUAACAUUUUGAUUGCUUUCACUUCAUACAGUUUCUUUUUGUAUUAGUAAAGCUUUUAUCUGUGGUUUUUGGUAAUUUAAUUUUAUAUUUGUAAAGUGUAUGUCCUGAUUGUCCCUUCAUACGGAAUUAUUUCUCAUGUAUAAAAAAACUAUUUAAAAAAGUAACCUUUGUCAAAUGAUGGCCAAAUGAUUCACCCCUCAAUUCCUCUCUAUGUAUUGAACUACAGCUGCACUCAUGGCAGCAACAAAAGAGAGGUCUAGCUUGGCAGUCAUUAAAUAAUAAAUAACUUUUUUAAAAGCAUUUUUUGGCUACCAAUUAAUUUUGAUAAUUGAAAUUGGUAUAAACUGGUGAAUAAAUGUAGUUUUUAGUAGUACAGAAACCUAUCUUUCUUUUUUAAUAUUGUAACAAUUGUAACUGUUGUAUGUAGAUUAGAAUUUUUCUUUAAAAGACAAUUAAAAAUUUAUAAUAAAAAAAAUUGAAAAGCUCAUAUAAGUCCUGCAAGUUUGAAAACUAAAUAUUGAUGAAAAUUGUAUGCAUAUUACUAAUAAUAUACAAUAAUUUGAAUUUUCAAUAUAUUAUUUUUAUCUUAACAAAUAGUGAUUUUCCUCCAAAUUUUUAUGUUUUUUAUUUUAAUGUAUACUUAGGUCAAAAUAAUGUGUAACUGCUCUUCAUUCAGAUUUUAGUAAUAAAAGUAAGGUUAUGAAACAUUUA